This is a messenger RNA of Gadus chalcogrammus (walleye pollock), 1404 nucleotides long. Its product is annotated as transmembrane protein 271-like. NCBI's taxonomy places the organism in Eukaryota, Metazoa, Chordata, Actinopteri, Gadiformes, Gadidae. The record is from RefSeq and is a predicted model, not a curated record. The transcript is spliced from 2 exons. Bases 489 to 1280 code for a protein of 263 amino acids.
GAAAAACAGUCAUCCACCGGGCUGCAGUCAGACUAGAGAGGAGGAGAGGAGCAGAGAAAUCCAGUCAUCCGACGGGCUGCAGUCAGACCACCACAGGGAGAGGAGCAGAGAAACAACUUGUUUACCAGCGUGCGUCUCCCGUGAUGCCGAGAGCAGACGCAAAGUGUAUUAUUAAGAUCGAUCCGUCACUUUAUGGGCUGGAUCUGGCUGCUCGAUAGUCCAAGUGCAGAAAUAACGCACGUUCUCUCCGAUUAAAUAUUGAUAUAGUGUGUAUCAGCGAUCCGGAGCGGGAAUGCGAAGGAGGAGACGCACCACCACCACCACCACCAGAUGAUCACCCUUCUCCCCGGCAGCAGCAGCCCACCACUUCGGGUCCCCGGCACAUGAUGUCCCGCCGGUCUGAGGGGGCUUCCAGGGGCUACGAGGAGGACGAGGGAGGAUGAGGGAGUGUGGAGCAGGAUCGAGUGUGGCAGCAGAGGUGGAAUAUAAUGAAGUGGAGUGGGAAAGGUCUGUGCACCAUCUUCUCCAGCACCCUCCUCUUCGUGUGUGCCGUGAGCGAAGUGGUGGUCGGAUUACGAUGCAUCUCCCUGGGCACGGGCGUGCGAGCGCACUUUCACCUGGGCGCCGCGGCCGGGGCGUUUUACUCCGGGGUGCUGGUGGGCUUCGGCCAGGCGCUGCUGGGCGCCGCGCUGCUCUGUUGCACGGAGAAACCCGGCUGCAGGAACUUCUUCCUGCUCGGGGUGGUGGUGUUCCUGCUGGGGGUGCUGACCGCCUUCAGCGGCGCGGUGGUGGACGGGGACACCGUGUCUCUGGUGGAGAGGAAACACUCCCACUACUGCCUGCACGCCGCGGUGGUGAACCCGGCGUGCGAGCUGCUCAAGGAUUACCAACGGUGUCUGGUGGUCUCCACGGUUCUUAGCACCCUGGAGUGCCUGCUGGGGCUCAUCCACCUGCUGCUGAUCAAGAGCUACAAGACAGCGCAGUUCUACCGGAACAGGCAGGCUCAGCGGCGGGGCACCGGGGCGAUCCUGUACCGCGAGGAGCGGGACUUUUCCUCGGCGGACUUCCAGCCGGUGUCUUACAUCAACUUGGGGGUUUUCAACGUGCUGGACGAGACAGGGGCCGAGGUGCAGUGCCGGGGCCACCCGUCCCUGGAGCUACCGGGCUACUCGUGUACGGACCCGGACCUCAACCUCUCGUACCCCUUCUCGGUUCCGCUGCCCUGCGAGCAGCCGCCCGCGUACGAGGACAUAUUCCCGGUGGAGGCAUGCAUCAUAUAGGGGGGCUGUGUGGACCCCCGGACCCCCAGCAGCUUUAUUAUUCAGCUGUGUGACAAUCACUGACUGUGCUUGGAGAGAAUACAGAGAAAUGUCAUAAAACCGACCAGUUGUUCAUCAACCGCAU